Uloborus diversus is the source of this 4472-nucleotide messenger RNA. RefSeq names its product deubiquitinating protein VCPIP1-like. NCBI's taxonomy places the organism in Eukaryota, Metazoa, Arthropoda, Arachnida, Araneae, Uloboridae. Gene Ontology annotation, biological process: Golgi reassembly; protein K48-linked deubiquitination; protein K11-linked deubiquitination. Gene Ontology annotation, molecular function: cysteine-type deubiquitinase activity. The transcript is spliced from 13 exons. The record is from RefSeq and is a predicted model, not a curated record. The coding region runs from base 319 to 3087 and encodes 922 amino acids.
ACUUGUGUAUUUAUUACUGCUCGUCACGGCCAGUGUUGUGUAAAAUUGCAUUGCUCUAGGAAAAUGUAAAUUGUUAUAUUACUAUUUUAAUGUGAUCGAAAAAUCAAGAUUUUAUUUAAUAGUUUUAACCUCGAAAGAUAGCGGAACAUCGUGUUCACAAUGAUUUGACUCCUUUGUCAGAAAGUUUUUCUUGUUAUUUACCUUUUGUUUACUUCUACUUUCGUCAAAAUGACAUAGUAUUAACAGUUAGCAACCGCUGUUAUUUCAUCAAUAUAAAACUAUUUUAUUUGAAAACGUUGAAAAGUUAAAAUAUUGAACAUGUCGUUAUCGAAUGAAAAUCAGAAUCCUGUUAUUUCUCAAGGGUUUUGCUGUGAUAAUUAUUGCAAUUCUGUGAUUACCUACAACACAAACGACCCAUUCGUUGUCUGCGCAAAAUGUGGACGAAAGCAAGAAAGCAGUUCUCUGAAAAGUAUGGAGCAAACUGCAUCUCCGAAAGAGUUACUUACGAAUAUUAUAGUUCAAAGAAUUCAGUUAAAUAGGCCUCGCGGGUCGGAGAUGUUAAAAGUCCUGGGAUUAUCUAACUUUUACUGCAAAAUGUUGUCCCCGCUGUUAACAAGAUAUGGGAUGGACAAAGGAACUGGGAAAGCGAAACUUCUAACGGAGAUGAACCAAGGCGAAAUUUUCGAUUGCAGUUUGUUUGGCGACAGAGCUUUUUUAAUCGAACCAGAGCAUGUAUCCAUUUCUGGUUAUGGUAGGGAUGAUACUGGCAGCAUGAUUUAUUUGGCUGAAACAUUGAAACUCAUUAAAGCAGCUAAUGGAAAUGAAGAGCGCCUCGUCCCAAUUUAUACAGAUGGAGAUGGUCAUUGUCUUGUUCAUGCAAUUUCUCGUGCAUUGGUUGGAAGGGAGUUAUUUUGGCACCCAUUAAGAUGUUGUUUGAAGAAACAUUUCCAGGCUAACUUGAUGAAAUACAAGGAGCUGUUUAAAGAUUUUGUUGAUAGUGAUGAAUGGGAUUCAAUAAUAAAUGAAUGUGAUCCUGAUUUCAAGCCGCCAGAAGGGGAAUUUCAUGGUUUGAGAAACAUUCAUAUAUUUGGUUUUGCUAAUAUUUUAAGAAGACCUAUUAUUCUGUUAGAUUCAUAUGAAUGCAUGAAAAAGAGUGCUGAUUAUUCUGCUAUAUUUCUUCCAUGUUUAGUCGAUCCUGAUGAUUGUAAAAGCAAAGAUGGUUCGCUGAACAAGCCAAUUUGUAUAGCCUGGAGCAGUUUCAGCCAUAACCAUUACAUUCCAUUAGUUGGAAUCAAAAAUAGACCACUUCCUGUCCUUCCUUCUGCUUUGGUCCCAACAGUUUGGGGACUUCCUCAAAACUUAAGUGGCCGGUACAUAGAAUUUGAAAAUGGAAACUGUACCAUAGGUGGUGGAAGACCUCUAAGUGAUGCAUAUAUUCAUCGUUUAGUCGGCGCUAUGGAAGUUUUGUUUUGUGAAAAAAGUGGAGUGCAUCCAUCCCUAGUGUAUGAUUUCAAGCAUAAUUUAUGUCAAAAUUUUUUUCCAAAUGCAGAUUUGUCAGCUAUCAUAGCAAGGACGAGAUCAGCUGUAGAAGAAGGACGUCUCUACCGCUGCACAUUUUGUGAGUCAUUAUGUGAAUGGCAAAUUCCCCAAGAUUGGCUUAGAUAUGGUGGAAUUCUUUAUAACCAAGCUCUUUGCAAAUAUGGCACAUUAAGACCAGGAGAAACUUAUGAAUUGAAUGCACAAGUAAAUCAGCUUUGUAAUCUGGUCUUAACUAUCAAGUGCAAGUAUGAUGCUGCUGCAAAUAAACUAGUUCUUCAGAUGAAUGAAACAAGACCAGAACAGUGCCCUCAAUGUGGAAGCUAUCUGAAAAGAUUGAAGUAUGAUGGAUCUACUGUAGGUGGUGCAAUCCAGGAAGAGCCAAGUAAUCUUUCAAAAGCGGAGGAAGUAUCUACAUCUUAUGUUGAUCAAAGUGAAAGUAGAAAAAAAUUUGAUUAUGAUGCGAAACGCAUGGAAGAUACAACUCCUUUGCCUGAAGCUAAUCCAGAAAGAGAGGAGUUAAUUAAACGUGUUUCUGAUCUUGGAGAAAAUAUAAUACAGAAGCAUCUUCCAGAUGAAGCAGCAAAUAAGUACUUAUGGAAUGUUGUGUGUAAAGAAAUUCAUUCUUUGAUUGGCAUAAUUGAAGCUAGUGCAGCAGAAGCUGGUUCUUCUAACAGCAGUAACUAUGAUAAAAGCAAUUCUGAAAAACUGAAGAAGAAACUGAAUGAAAUUAAAAAUAAUGAAAUUCAGCGUGAACAGAUAUCUGUCACUGAACCUCAGUAUGUAAAAGUGUGUACUUCCCAUGGAGACCAGGCUAAUCUGGCGCUACAUGGAAAAAGCAUUUCCUACCCCCAGUUGCAAGAAUGGAUUAAAAAUCAGUUCAAAAUUCCUGUAUCAAGACAGAGAAUAAAGCAUGGAUUUCCGCCCAAGGUGCUUCAACCUUCUGGCUCCAACAAUCAAACUUUACCUCUUAAGCAUGGAGAUCGUUUAACUGUUGAAAUCCUUCAGAAAGGCGAAGAAGAUUUGAACAUUGAAAACAGCAUGAGUCAAGAAAGUAAUCGUAGUAUAUUCGGAUCCCGGUAUUCUGGACGAAUUGAAGAUUUCCAGUAUGGAUUGAUUUGGUCACAUGCAAUAAUGAAUCCACAUGAUUUUGAAAAGGGUGGAAUGUAUUAUGAAACAAUAGCCCAAUCUACAAUGUUGCACAUUAAAACACAUGCAGAUUUGAAAGAUUUUCCUAAUAAGAGAUUUUGUUACAAUCCUGUUGGGGACAGAAUUGAAAUAUGCAUCAAGUCCUUGGGCCAUUUUCGUAUUGUGCCAGAUCUGGAACAUAGGAUUGAUAGAGUAAAACAUAAUGAUACUUCUGUUGAAGGAUUCAGCAAGUGCCCACUUACGAGUAGCCAAAAAGAACAGAAGUCAAAUAAAAAUCCUGGAAGGACAAUACCAUCUCCCAAUGCUGAGACAAAAGAGAUUCCAUAUCUGCGGAAAGGACCGGGUUUCUCCAUUUUGACUAGUCCAAAACCAUCUGAUGUUGAGAAAAUGGAUAUUAAUUAGUAUUUUUGUAAUAAAUGUUAAUAUGUACAAAAGCUUUAAAUCUUCUGUUAUAUUUUUGACUGUAGCUAAAUUCAUUAUUAUCUCAAACAUUUACGUAUUUUUGAUUUUGUUUUUCUCAUUUUUAUAUGGAAAAGAUUUAGUGAUAUUUUUCAAUAGAGUAUAUAUAUUGUAGAUAUUUUUAAUAUUUAUUGUUAUGCUCCUAAACCGUGAGAUUUUUGCAAAAGAAAUAUUUUAGGGACUGUAAGUUAAUCACUUAUUGGGUUGUCUUGUAAUCAAUAGAUAUUAGAAAGACAACUCAUAAGCUCAAUUUAACUUUAGUUUAAGCCCAAAAAUCAAGCUAUAAAUCAUAUCCUUCAAAAACACUCACUAAAAGAAUGAGAAAAACCAUUGAUAAAUAACUUCUAUGCGCAUGCAGAGAAGUAAAUCAACGAAACAACAACAUGAUAAUGUUAGCUAUUUAGCUCCUAUUUGAAGAAGUUUUUCUUUUCACUACAAUUAAAUGAGGAAUUUGAAUCCAAUAAAUUAAAGUGUAAUUUUCACUUGAAACACAAAGUGGGGAAAAAAAAAGUUGCUUAACGAGUAAAAUGAUAGAAUUAUAAGGGAUGAAUUGUGCAUUGAUAAGAUUUUAAACCUCUAACAUGUCUAAGUAGUAAAUGUAAAAAUGCUACUUCGUAAAAUAAGACUAAUAUACAAAAUAAUACCUUUGGAUUAAAAUCAUUAAGGUGCAUUUCAAUCCUUAUAUUUUCAUUUAACUAAUAAAUUAUCAUAGCAAUACAGCAAAAAAAAAAAAGGAAGAAAAAAGGAAAAAAAUGAAACUUGGAACUGUUUGCUGUUGGAAGUAAAAUUCAUAUUUUUUUGGUAUGGCUCAUAUUUAAAGAGCACCUUGGUGGAUGAAUAGUAAUUAAUUCAAGAUAAUCAUCUUACUAGGAAACAUUUUGUGAAAAUUAUAUUAGUAGAAUCAUUGCUUACUUACAUGCAUUACAAGAAAAAUCAAGGAGUUAUACACCAUCAAAGUACACAACCAUGAAAACUUGAUUGCCUACAAUAUCACCAAGACACAGUAUAUGGCCUAUUUUUUAUAUUUAGCCCCUAAAACAGUGGUUCUUAAAAAGUGUUCAUUCGCUGCGAGUUUUUGAAAUUUAAGAUUUUCCCUCUAUGCCUUUCUGUAAGCAUAAGUACAGCUAAUCAUAUGGACAAAAAGGUAAAAAAGUUGUGUAACUAACUGCAUUGUAUGGCCUUUAUUUAAAUUGUAAAAGUACUGCAAAAUAUUGCUAAACUUUAAUAUAUGAUUUUAUAAGUUUCUAAUUAUAAAGUUACUGCAAAAUUUCUCUGCACCCCAGAGAAGAUUUCAUGGCUCCCUGGGAAACUAUAGCACUCUGUUUGAG